Molecule: messenger RNA, 2393 nt
Organism: Calliphora vicina (urban bluebottle blowfly)
Lineage: Eukaryota; Metazoa; Arthropoda; Insecta; Diptera; Calliphoridae
Gene: Sh3beta
Product: Sh3beta
Exons: 5
Coding region: 418-2073 (551 amino acids)
Cellular component (GO): cytoplasm
Source: RefSeq, a predicted model, not a curated record
UUUUUUUAUUUCGAACACAGCAAGUGAAGUGGCUAAAGAGGCAAUAAGGAAAUUUCUGUGCAAUUAUUUAAACAUAUUUUUUGUGAAUUUCAUUUAAAAUACAUUUUAUUGCAAUUAGCAAAGUCUACUCUACGUCUAAAGUUUUAAAAUCCAAACACACUGCCUUGAAAAAUACCAUUUAUGCGGAAUAUUUGAAAGAAAUCAUAUUUUUCAUUAGCAGAACCUAUUAUAUCGAAAGCAAUCAAUUGAGUGGUACGGCGACGUCAACGCAGUAAAAAUCAAAAUCUAAAAAUAUUUCUUCUUUUUUUUUUAAAGAAAAGUGUAUUUCGCAAAAAGUGAAAAAGUGUAUUUUUGCAUACGCUUCUAUACAAAUUGAAUUAAACAAAUAUUUAAUUGAAAGCAGUAAAAAAAAUAGCCAUGGUCUUGAACGUUUACAUUAGUGGCAUGUCUGGCAAUAAGGAGGUCAAAAAACGCCAGCAACGUGUUCUUAUGAUUUUGGAUAGUAAAAAUAUUAAAUAUGAGGUUAUUGACAUCACAGAGCCUGGCCGCGAAAGCGAUAAGGAAUUUAUGCAAAAUAAAUCCACCAGUAAUGGCGCAACAGUAAGUGAUCCUGAGCCGAGACAUGCCUUACCUCCACAAAUCUUCAACGAAGAGGAAUACUGUGGAGACUACGAUGCCUUUGAUUUAGCCAAUGAAAUUGAUACGUUGGAACAAUUCCUGAAAGUGGCUCCACCCGUCGAUACCACAGCCGAGGAAGUAUCGAGUGCGCAACAAGAAAACGGUGAUGCCAAGCCGGCCGAUGCUGCAGAAGGUGAAAAUAAAGAGAAUGAAGGCGAACAAUCGUCCGAUGAUAAAAUUGUUAAGGAGGGUGAAGAAAAUGCAGAGAAUGCCGAAAAAUCUAAAGAUUCCGAGGACACUGAAGCCAAGGAAAAUGAAAACGCCGACGACAAAAAGGAUGAUGAGGAUGCCAACGAAACUGAAGAAGGUCACAAAGAAACUAAAGAAGAUGGUGAUGAUAAGAAAACAGAGGUAGAAAAUGAGGUAACGGACGAUAAAGAUAAUACCGAAGAGAAACCCGAUAAAAAGGAGAAGGGAGAUGACGAAACUAAUAAUGAAACAAAGGAGGAGAAUGAAUCUAAAGAUCAGUCUGCGGAAGAAAAGACUGAAAAAGAUGAAGAGUCUAAGAAUUACGAAAAAGAAGAAGAGUCUAAGACGGACGACAAAGAAGAAGAGUCUAAGGAAGUCGAAAAAGAAGAGUCUAAGGAAGAAGAAAAGGAAAAAGAAUCCAAGAAAGACGACAAAGAAGAAGAUUCUAAGGAAGGCGAAAAGGAAAAAGAAUCCAAGAAAGACGAAAAAGAAGAAGAGUCUAAGGAAGACGAAAAAGAAGAAGAGUCUAUGGAAGACGAAAAGGAAAAAGAUUCUGAGGAAGAAGAAAAUAAUGAAGAGUCUAAGAAAGACGAACAUGAAGAAGAGUCCAAGAAAGAGGAAAAAGAAGAAGAAUCUAAGAAAGAGGAUAAAGGAGAAGACUCUAAGAAAGACGAGAUAGAGAAAAAGGAAUCAAGCGGCAAGGAUUUGGAAAAAGAACAAGAAGAAAAUGCUGAGACUCAUGAGGCUAACGAGGAAAAUAAAAAUAAGGAUCAAGAAGAUGAGACAAAGAAGGAAGAGACUGAAAAAAUAAAUGUAGAAGAGAACGAAUCUCUUGAAAAAGUUGUAGAUGUUAACGAAGCCGAAAAGGCUGAGGAUAAUAAUGGUGACGAAAAAACGGAAGACAAAAAGGAAGAUGAUAACGAUAAAAAAGAAGAGGAAAGCGAUGUCAUUAAUGACAAAGAAGAAGAUAAGCAAAAUGAAAAUUUGGAAGAACCUAAAGAAAAUGAUGUCAACGAAUCUAAAGAACAAGAAAACGAAUUGGAAAAAACGAAAGAAGUCGAAACUAAAGAAAACGAAGACAAUAAAACUAUUGAAAAAUCUGCUGAGGAUGAAAAAGAUCCAAAAGAAACCAACAAAAACGAUGCUGAUGAAAUUAAAAACAAUACAACGGAAGAUAAAACAGCAAGUGAAAAAGAGGAGAAAUAAUGAGAAGGGCUAAGAAAAAUAUUUAACAAAAAUCUUCAAUAACGACUGAUGACUGAUUAAUACACACACCCCUUCCUCGCUCACUACAUAGAUCUUAUUACAUCAAAACGAUUGUCUAGUUUACUUACCAAACACACUUAUACUCACAAUCAAUACACAUCAUUUUAAUUAAAAACUGUAUUUUAAAAGCACUUUUCUCCUACUAUUAUAAUAACUUGUAGAGAGAGUUUUAUUUAAUACUUCCCUUAUUACUUUAACUUAUUGUCCUUGUAAAUAAAUUUUAUUCAAUAAAGGGUUUAAAGUUAAGGGUUUUAAAUAUA